Molecule: messenger RNA, 1370 nt
Organism: Xenia sp. Carnegie-2017
Lineage: Eukaryota; Metazoa; Cnidaria; Anthozoa; Malacalcyonacea; Xeniidae
Product: growth hormone-inducible transmembrane protein-like
Exons: 7
Coding region: 93-1103 (336 amino acids)
Cellular component (GO): mitochondrial inner membrane
Source: RefSeq, a predicted model, not a curated record
AACUCAUUAUAUCGAUACAAAAAGUUUGGUCACGAUAGUUGUCAAAACAUUACAAUCAUUAAUUUAUUUGAUCGAGUUCGUAAAUACAAGUCAUGUAUGCUGUUCGCUUGUUAUCAAAGUCGGGUGUUCAGAGAAUUACAAUACGCGAUCUUUCAAGCCUAAAUUCUGGUCGUUCUGUUCUGUUUCACCUAAAACCAAAUCAAAAUACAUCAGCAUUUAAAAGAUUUUAUCAAACAAGGACCAAUGCAUGGAGAACUUGGGAAUCAGUUUCAAAACCAAAGGGAAUAACAGCUGAUGCAACUGGACGAGUUAUUCUUGGAGGUGCCUCAUUGGCAGGCAUUGGUGCACUUUGCUACUAUGGACUUGGAUUGUCCAAUGAGAUUGGAGCAGUUGAUCGAGCUAGUGUAUGGCCGCAAGUAGUCAAAGACCGUAUUCAAGCAACAUAUGGCUACUUUGCUGGAAGUUUGAUUGUGACAGCUGCAUCAGCAUAUAGCAUUGCACGAUCUGCAUUUGUUUAUCGAUGGAUGAGUGCAAGUCCCUGGCUUACAGUUGGUGGUGGGAUGAUUGCAAUGAUUGCAACAUCAAUGCUAUCUUCUGCAUUACCUUAUGAACCUGGUUUUAAUGCCAAACAUCUUUCAUGGCUUGCUCAUAGCAGUGUUGUUGGCCUUGUCAUUGCUCCAUUGAUGUUGCUUGGUGGCCCUCUUGUGGUCCGAGCUGCAGCCUGCACGGCAGGUGUUGUUGCCUCUUUAUCUUUGACAGCUGCUUGUGCUCCAAGUGAUAAAUUUCUGGCAUGGGGUGGACCCCUUGCCAUGGGUUUGGGUGGAAUAUUUGUGGCAUCAAUUGGAACACUAUUUCUUCCUGCAUCAGGAGCAGUAGGUGCUGGUCUACAAGCUGUUGUUACUUACGGUGGUCUGGUUAUCUUUGGAGGAUUUAUGUUAUAUGACACUCAGAAAAUAAUCCGAAAUGCUGAAACAUACCCUGUUUAUGGUGAAGCUGUGUAUGAUCCAAUUAGAGCGUCAAUGGGGAUAUAUAUGGAUACCAUUAAUAUCUUCAUUCGUAUCCUGAUUAUCAUGGCCAACAGUAAUGGAAACAGACGCAAGUAAAAAGAAGUCAAUCUGUGUGACUAUUGAUGCUUUUUGGAUGAAUUCACAAUGAAAAUGUCAUUUCAUGAUAGUAUUCUUUAUGUGUUAUGUAUCAAAAUAUACCUACUGUUGUUAAAAGUGAAGUUGUAAAAACAUAGCGAUUCUAUAGUGAUUUAAUUAUCAUACUUGUAGUUUUUCUAAAUUGUAAAGAGUAUAUAAUCUUGUUAUAAAUGUUAGUUGUUUUAAUUGCUAAUGGUAAGAAAUAAAAUAAAUUGUAAACAAGCGUAA